AUGCCCCCAAGUUCAUCUAAACAGCCUAUGAUAUCAUCCUUCUUCUCGCAGUCCGAUACGCCACAAAAACCUACACAGAAGAAACGAACAAGCACCCCCAUUGACCUGACGAUCGACUCGGAUGAUGAAGCUGGUCCCUCUCGCAAGAGAGCGAGGACCACAAGUGCCUUCUUUUUAUCUUCGUCAACGCCUACCACUCCUAGAAAGGAUGUUGCUGGGUCCUCCCGUGUGGAGCUUCCACAAGACGUGGCAGAGCAAUGGCGCUUUAACCCCACUCAGCCUCGACGAUCGUCCCAGAAUCCUGCUGGUGAGCUUGAGCAGAGGAAGCGUCAUGAUAGAGCAAGGAGUAUUCUUCUUGGAGACAGAAACCUCUUCAGAUCCAGAGCUAGCCCCCAUGAGACCGAGUUCGACGUAGAUGACAUGGACGAUGUUGACAACAAGGUCAAUGACACUACACACGUUUCCGACGAUGACGAGGAGACGGAUCAGCAAUUUAGUGAGCUUAUGGAGAUGUUUUCGAACUCCAAAGGCAAGGCUACGAAAGGUAGACGCAGCGCUCCCACGCUCAAAGUGUCGAGCAAGCAAAAGAUGGCGACAGAGGUAGGACCCAGUGGGCAGACGUACACUCCACUCGAAUUGCAAAUACGGGAGUUGAAGACCAAGUAUCCGGACACCAUCCUCAUGGUUGAAGUCGGAUACAAGGUCAGAUUCUUUGGCGAGGAUGCCAAGAUUGCCAGUCAGGCACUUGGCAUUGCCUUGGGCAUUGUGGAGCAAACCGAGACUGCUGCCCUGAAGAAAGCCGGCGACACCAGGAACGAACUAUUCUCUCGUCAACUGACGCACCUGUACACUUCUGCGACUUAUGUAGACGAGAUGAACUCGACCGAUGACCUCGAUCCGUCCUCCGCUCCGGCCUUGAUGUGCCUGGUCGAGGAGCUCAAGGGUGGUAUGGGCGCGGACGAGCGAGUUCUCGUAGGCAUGGUCGUUAUAUCGGCCAGUACUGGCGACGUUGUUUGGGAUGAGUUCGAAGGCAAGUCGUUCUGCUCUACGCGUAUGGUACAUAGCAAACCAUACGAACUGCUACUGCCACGGGACAAGUUAAGCAAACCGAGCGAGAAGAUGAUACAUCACUUCACUCAGUAUGAGUUGCACUCGCCAAAUCAUAAAAUCCGAAUAGAGCGCACGCAGGAGGAUCUCACGUAUACGGAAGCGUUCUCGUACCUUACGAGGUUCUACUCAGACCAGACGAAAGCAGCCAUAGCGUCCGAAAGCUACAACUCAGGUAAAUUGAUGGCUGCGAUUGCAGACUUCCCCAAACUCGUCGUACAGGCAUUGGCUUAUGCGGUCAAAUACCUUUCCGACUUCCAUGUUGAGGAUUCGCUACGCGAGACAAAAUUCUUCGCUGAAUUCACAGAACGCACACACAUGCUUUUGAACAGUAAUACACUGACUAACUUGGAGAUCUAUCGGAAUGAGACAGACUAUAUGACGAAGGGCUCGCUCAUGUGGAUCCUGGAUCACACGACAACAAAGUUUGGCGCUAGGAUGUUGAGGAGCUGGGUUGGAAGGCCAUUGACGGAUUUGAAAGUGCUCCAGGAGAGAAUCGACGCUGUGGAGGAGAUCUUGGCGGAUAAAACCAUGAAGUUGACACAACUCCGAGAACUACUGAAGCGCCUGCCCGAUCUAGCCAAGGGGCUCUGUCGUAUCCAGUAUGGAAAGUGCACACCUCAAGAACUUGCUAUUUUGCUACCCGCAUUUGACAAGAUCGCAACGACCUUCCAGCCGAUGAACAACCCGAGAGAUGCAUCAUUCAAGUCUCCGAUUUUGAACAGCAUCGUAUACGCGUUGCCUCAACUCAGAGAAGCAAUGAAGGAGCUCAUGGGUGCCGUCAAUAUCAAGAUGGCGAAAGAAGGCAAGAAAGAUGCGAUGUGGAACGACCCUGACAGGUACCCCCAUCUAGAUAACUUGAUGAUGGCUAUUCAAGUCGCGGAAUCGGAGCUCGCUGACGAAUUGCACAACAUCCGGAGAGUCCUAAAAAAGCCAGCUUUGACUUACACGACAUGGAACACAGAAGAAUACGUAGUCGAAAUACGAAAGGAUGCGAAUCGCGAGAUACCCGCUACAUGGCAGCUUCUAUCCAGACGAUAUCAUCCUCCCGAAGUCAGAAAAAAGCUGCAAGAACGUGCGCAAUACAUGGAGGCGCUGGAGGCUUCGGCGAAUAAGGCCUACGAUUCCUUCCUGCGGGAGAUCUCGCAGAAGCACUAUGGGCUGCUACGUGAUGCGGUCAAUAAACUCGCUGUGGCUGACUGUCUGUUGAGUCUCGCUCGCGUGGCCCUGCAGGAAGGCUACGUCAAACCUCAAUUCACGAAUGAGGAUACGCUGGAGAUCGUCGACGGCCGCCAUCCCAUGGUAGAGGCGCUCCGAUCAGAUCCAUUUGUACCAAACUCAAUACACAUGGGCAAUGGCUAUCCUAGGAGCAAAAUUAUCACGGGCCCGAAUAUGGGCGGGAAGAGCUCUGUCGUUCGAAUGACGGCCCUCUGUGCAAUCAUGGCGCAGAUUGGUUCAUACAUACCCGCGCGCACUAUGAAAAUUGGCCUCUUGGACGGUGUACUGACGAGAAUGGGUGCAUCGGAUGAGCUCGCCCGCGGAAGAUCUACUUUCAUGGUCGAAAUGCAAGAGACGAGCGACAUCCUUCAAGCAGCAACACCCAGGACCCUGGUCAUCCUAGAUGAACUAGGCCGGGGAACGUCUACUUUCGACGGUUAUCUGGUUCAGACAAAGAAAAGCAAGACGCUCUUCAUCACGCAUUACCCACAAGUCGCCUCAAGCUUGGAGCUGAAUUUCUCUGCAGACAUCGAGAACACUCGCCCCUGGGAUCACGGCGGAAUCGUUUGGGGUCGAGUGUGCUCGCUUGGCUAA
Molecule: messenger RNA, 2919 nt
Organism: Postia placenta MAD-698-R-SB12
Lineage: Eukaryota; Fungi; Basidiomycota; Agaricomycetes; Polyporales; Adustoporiaceae
Exons: 19
Coding region: 1-2919 (972 amino acids)
Biological process (GO): mismatch repair; mitotic recombination
Cellular component (GO): nucleus
Molecular function (GO): mismatched DNA binding; ATP binding; ATP-dependent DNA damage sensor activity
Source: RefSeq, a predicted model, not a curated record